GACAGGCUGGCAAGCGAGCAAGGAGUUGGUGACCUCCUUUUUCUCUGCUUGUUUUAUACAAAUUUAUAACAGACUCUAAGAACUAGUUGAUAACAAUGGAAAACGACCAGGGUGUUAUUGUUGACCUUUACAUUCCCCGCAAGUGCUCGGCCACUAACCGCCUCAUUGGCUCUAAGGACCACGCUUCGAUCCAGAUCAACAUCGCCGAUGUCGAUGAGUCUGGCCGCAUUACUGGCACCAACAAGACCUACGCCAUCUGCGGUGCUGUCCGUGCCCGCGCCGAGGGCGAUGACUCGCUCAACCGCGUUAGCAGCAAGGACGGUUACCUGAAGAACGUCUGGAGCUACCAGAAGUAAGAAGAGCAUAGUCCCCCUUUAUCCAUGGGAGAAGCUUUUGAACUUUUGUAGUGUUGCUUUUUUGCACUUGCUUUGUCUUUUCCUUGCUGUUUUUUUUAUUGCGGCAAGAAGGGACGGCGGCGUUUUUGUUGUGGACCCAUUUUCAACUUUUCUAUAUUUGCAAAAAAUACAAUUGAAUCGCCUUCUUUUUU
Molecule: messenger RNA, 547 nt
Organism: Kickxella alabastrina
Lineage: Eukaryota; Fungi; Kickxellomycota; Kickxellomycetes; Kickxellales; Kickxellaceae
Product: ribosomal protein S21e
Exons: 2
Coding region: 96-356 (86 amino acids)
Biological process (GO): translation; endonucleolytic cleavage in ITS1 to separate SSU-rRNA from 5.8S rRNA and LSU-rRNA from tricistronic rRNA transcript (SSU-rRNA, 5.8S rRNA, LSU-rRNA); endonucleolytic cleavage to generate mature 3'-end of SSU-rRNA from (SSU-rRNA, 5.8S rRNA, LSU-rRNA)
Cellular component (GO): ribosome; cytosolic small ribosomal subunit
Molecular function (GO): structural constituent of ribosome
Source: RefSeq, a predicted model, not a curated record